Messenger RNA from Cylicocyclus nassatus, 684 nucleotides. Lineage: Eukaryota; Metazoa; Nematoda; Chromadorea; Rhabditida; Strongylidae. The record is from the annotation of a GenBank genome assembly.
AUGGCUGGCGAGCCUAGGAAAAGUCUCGCGACACGUUGGCGAACGUGUCCAGUGGCCCAAGCGAAGCCGCCCGCGAGGACCCGAGCCGCGCAGACCGUGACAUUCAGAUUGGAACACCCUUACCAAAACUCGUCUACACAAUUUGCUCAGCUUUCAAUAUCACUUCGAGAGCUUGAUAAUGAUGAUUCUGUUGGUGCCAUCGUUCUCACUGGAAGUCAAAAAGCGUUUGCUGCUGGUGCUGACACCAAAGAAAUGGUGGACCGCGAAUUUGCGCAGACUUUCCGAGGACGAUUCUUGGAAGAGUGGACAGCUUUGAGCGAAACCUCUAAACCGGUCAUUGCCGCUGGGGCUGGUGGUACUCAAAGAUGGGCACGAGUAGCUGGAAAGACAAUGGCCAUGGAAGUAUGUUUGACGGGUAACCGAGUAAGUGCCCAAGAAGCGAAGGAAUGUGGUUUAGUGUCAAAAGAGGCUGUCAACACUGCAUAUGAAACGACACUGAAGGAGGGCCUACGAUAUGAGCGGCGGCUUUUCCAUACUACCUUCGCCACAAACGAUCGCAAAGAAGGCAUGAGCGCAUUUGCUGAGAAGCGUGCGCCAAAGUGGACCUCUAAGUAAAAAUUGAACAAGUUGCUCUACGUGGACAAAAGAAAUCGAUAGGCUUUAUGUUGUCACUCUCAAUAUCAA